Messenger RNA from Salvelinus sp. IW2-2015, 429 nucleotides. NCBI's taxonomy places the organism in Eukaryota, Metazoa, Chordata, Actinopteri, Salmoniformes, Salmonidae. The record is from RefSeq and is a predicted model, not a curated record.
ACUUUGGAGAGUGGUCGCCAGACUUCAGAUCACACUGCUAACUCUGCUCAACAUCGCAUUCAAUUUAACAGGGGGACUCGCAGCAUUCGAGUUGAUUUAAAAUACGGGGAUCAAACCUACUGAUAUAAAGGGUUCUGAAUCUACACUUCAAAGGGGAUUGAUUGACGGAUGACCAUAAAGCCAUGCACGUGACACUGGUACUUUUCAUCUGUGCCCUAGCCUAUGCCACCGCCCAGGUGCCCGACCAYGCCCACGGCUGUACCCAUGGCAGCUGUUACCCGGCAACAGGAGACCUGUUGGUGGGCCGUGAGAAGAGCCUGAAGGCCUCGUCUACCUGUGGCUCCAGGAAGAAAGAGCCUUACUGUAUCGUCAGUCAUCUACAGGAUGAGAAGAAAUGUUUCCAGUGGUGACUCUCGCGGCCAUAUGACC